AUGGAUAGAAGAAGAGCAAUAGGUAUCGAUUUGGGUACAGCAUAUUCAUGUGUUGCUAUAUUUCAGCAUGAUAAAGUGGAAGUAAUACCUAAUGAACUGUUUGAGCGAACAACACCGUCGUAUGUGACAUUUACAAAAUAUCGACGUUUAGUUGGUAGUGACGCUAAAUAUCAAGCAGAUGCUAAUCCAAAUGGCACUAUUUUUAAUGUUAAACGACUUAUUGGUCGUAGAUAUGAUGAUGCAGUUGUACGAAAUAAUUUAAAACAUUGGGCAUUUCAAGUAGUCGAUGAUGAUGGGAAACCAAAAAUUAUAACUGAAUAUAAAGAGCAACUAAAGUUAAUGACACCUGAAGAAGUUUCUGCAUUGAUAUUGAGAAAAAUGAAACAAAUAGCCGAGGAUCAUCUUGGUGGACCAGUUACUGACGCUGUUAUCACUGUUCCAGCUGCUUUCAACGAUUCACAACGUCAAGCAACAAAAGAUGCUGCUGUUAUUGCUGGCUUAAAUGUAUUACGUAUUCUCAGCGAACCAGCAGCUGCUGCGAUGGCUUAUGGUUUACAUAAUCAAAUAUCUGGUGAAAGGCAGAUCUUAAUUUUUGAUUUGGGUGGUGGUGAUGUGCAAAUCGGAGGUGAAGAUUUUGAUGUUCGAAUGAUUACACAUUUUAUCGAAGAAUUUAAACGUAAACAUAAUAAAGAUCCAUCAAAAAAUAAACAUGCUAAGCAACGAUUACGUUCUGCCUGUGAACAAGCUAAAAAAACUCUAUCUUCAUCAAAUCGAGCGUCUAUUAACAUUGACUUAUUCCAUGAAAAUAUUGAUUUCAGAUCAACAAUAACUCGUAUUCAAUUUGAAGAAAUUAAUGAUGAUCUAUUUGUUUCUAUGCGUACAAUUAUCGAAACGGCUUUACGCGAUGCUAAAAUGGACAAAUCAAGUAUAGAUGAUAUUGUGCUCAUUGGUGGUUCAUCACGUAUUCCAAAAAUACGAGACCUUAUACGAGAGUUUUUUAAUGGUAAACUACUAAAUCAAUCAAUUAAUCCAGAUGAAGCUGUUGCUUAUGGUGCUGCUAUUCAAGCAGCUAUAUUAACAGGCAAUAAAUCUGAACAACUCAAAGAUACUUUUUUAUUUGAUAUUGCUCCAUAUUCAUUAGGUAUUGAAACUAAGGGUGGUCAAAUAACAACAAUAAUUGAGCGAAAUACGACAAUUCCAACAAAACAGACUAGAACAUUCGAAGUUUCUCCAUCUUAUCAAGCUGAUAAGAUUGUAACAGAAUUAAUCGAAUACGAUGAGCGACGACCAACAAUGCCAAUGACACAGUUUUUUUAUAAAAGAUGUGAUGUUGAUAUCAAAGUAUUUAAAGGUCAAGAUGGGCUAGCAAUAAACAAUAAUUUACUUGGUUGUUUCACUCUCUCGAAUAUUUUAUUUUCAUCUGACGAGGCUCCGCAAAUUGAAAUAACAUUCGAUAUUGAUGCAAAUGGAAUAUUGAUCAAUGUUUCAGCUAUAGAUAAGACUUCACAAAGGAAAAAUAAGAUGACAGUUCCAAAUGAUAAAGGUCGAUUAUCAAUAUCAGAUAUUGAAAGUCUGAUUAAAAAGUUGGAAAGAUAUGAUCUGGAAAACAAUUAG
Molecule: messenger RNA, 1614 nt
Organism: Adineta steineri
Lineage: Eukaryota; Metazoa; Rotifera; Eurotatoria; Adinetida; Adinetidae
Source: the annotation of a GenBank genome assembly